Molecule: messenger RNA, 357 nt
Organism: Rhagoletis zephyria (snowberry fruit fly)
Lineage: Eukaryota; Metazoa; Arthropoda; Insecta; Diptera; Tephritidae
Source: RefSeq, a predicted model, not a curated record
AUGCGGGAGGGCGUCAUCAGCGAGUACUACGUCGCCUACUCCAGAAAGGCCGGUCAGCCAAAGAAGUACGUCCAGGACAACAUGAAGCUGUGCUCGCAAAAGAUCUUCAGCACGCUGAUGGAGGAGAACGGGCACAUCUACGUCUGCGGCGACGUCUCCAUGGCGGAGGACGUCAACAAGACGCUCAAGGCGAUCAUGCUGGAGAACGGCGUUCAGGAUGUGGACAUGGCCAUCUACUCGCUCAAGAAAAGCCAACGCUACCACGAGGACAUCUUCGGCAUCACCCUACGAACGGCAGAGGUGACAAACAAGGGCCGUAGCGACGCACUGGUGAAGCGGACGCUCUCAAACACCUAA